This is a messenger RNA of Papilio polytes (common Mormon), 834 nucleotides long. RefSeq names its product sodium/potassium-transporting ATPase subunit beta-2-like. NCBI's taxonomy places the organism in Eukaryota, Metazoa, Arthropoda, Insecta, Lepidoptera, Papilionidae. Bases 1 to 834 code for a protein of 277 amino acids. Gene Ontology annotation, cellular component: sodium:potassium-exchanging ATPase complex. The transcript is spliced from 7 exons. Gene Ontology annotation, molecular function: ATPase activator activity. Gene Ontology annotation, biological process: potassium ion import across plasma membrane; intracellular sodium ion homeostasis; intracellular potassium ion homeostasis. The record is from RefSeq and is a predicted model, not a curated record.
AUGGGUUUCGAAAAGAGAACCAUAAAAAUCUUAGUGUGCGUUGCUGCAUUGUUGUUGGUGAUAGGAGCAAUAAUCGGCUUGGUGUUUGGUCUUAUUUUGCCGUUCCGAUACGUUGAGUUGGAGGUAUGGCCUCGAUCAGACGAGUACAACCGCGAGCAACCUCUCAUUCAAUUCCGCGUCAACGACCCCGGUAGCUGGCACCCCUGGUACAACCGCAUCAAUGAUUUCCUCCGUGCGUAUGAAACUAACGUGCCUGAGGAGCCACCACGCGCUCCAUGCUCGACGUUGCGCCACGAUCAGCGCGUGCCCAGCCCUAAUUGCGAGCGCGCGCUUUCCGUCUGGGCGCCCUGCAUCGCUGACAACUUCUACGGUUACCGCGAUGGCACGCCCUGCGUCUUCCUCAGACUGUCGCAUAUCCACUACUGGGUGCCGGAGCCGUACAACGUGUCGCUGCCGCUAGCCCUGCCUCCUGACAUGCCCAACAACAUUAAGCAGAUCAUGAUGCAACGCCCUGCUCAUGUGUACGGUGACUAUGUUUGGGUCUCGUGCGGUGGCGAGUUCAGCUCGGAUCAGGAGAACAUUGGGCCGCUGCAGUACAUCCCUGCGGGCCUGCCACCCGGCUUCCCCACCUCGCGCCUGCAUACCGCCGACCGCAUACCACAUUCCGCUCGAGCACAACCUGACCCUUUGCCCGGACCUCUCAUCGCGCUUCUCUUUGAGAACCCACGACGUGGUGUUCUGAUCAACGUGGAGUGCAGGAUAUGGACCCGCGAUAUUCUGUACGACCGCUCACGCCACAUCGGCCGCGCACGCUUUGAGAUAUACGUCGAAUAA